AUGCCCACCGAAGGGCCCACGCUGGAGGACCGCGGGCUGGCGACCAUGUCCCGUUCGUCGCGGAUCGAUCAGUUCCUGGCCGGUGGCGGUCCACCGACAUCGCCCACCAUCCGCGGUUCGUCCGGUGGGAGCGGAGGCAGCAGCGGCCGGACUCCGUCGUCCUCGAGCAGCGGUUACGAGAGUCAGCUGGCGUUCCAGCAUCACCUCAUGGCGGCGGCGGCUGCCGGUGGCGGUGCCGGUGGUGGUCCACCUCCUCCGGGCGGCCCACACGGCCACGGCCGGGAAAGUUCCGCCUUCGUGCCCGUGUUGCCGUCGCGUUCGCUGAGACCCGGCGCUAUGUACGGGCCGCCGGGAGUGCUGGACGGUGGUCCACCCGACGGCGGUCUGUCGAAGGAGGGUGGCCCGAAGCGGGGCUCCAGCUACGAACUGAUGGCGAUGAUGGCCGACAAGCGCAAGGAGCUGGCACUCCGGGAAGCGGCCGCGGCCGCCAUGAUGUUGCCGCGCCCGGGAGGACCUCCGGUACAGUCGCCGUCCGGGAUGUACGGCCCGCCCGGUGCAUUCCUGGGCGGCCCCGGCCCUUCACCGACGUCGGCCGGAACGUUCACGUUCCCACCGGCCGGCCUGGGCGUCUAUCCUCCCGGUGUCGUUCCGCCCGGCAUGCACGCCGGACUCGAUCGGCGACUGCUGCGGGCGCCAGGACGUGCGUCCCGACCGAAGAAGCAGUUCAUCUGCAAGUUCUGUAACCGCCAGUUCACCAAAUCGUACAACCUGCUGAUCCACGAGCGGACGCACACCGACGAGCGGCCGUACUCCUGCGACAUCUGCCUGAAGGCGUUCCGGCGGCAGGACCAUCUACGAGACCACAGAUACAUUCACUCGAAGGAAAAGCCGUUCAAAUGCACCGAGUGCGGCAAGGGGUUCUGCCAGUCGCGCACCCUGGCCGUGCACAAGAUCCUGCACAUGGAGGAGUCGCCGCACAAGUGCCCGGUGUGUAACCGAAGCUUCAACCAGCGCUCGAACCUGAAGACGCACCUGCUGACGCACACGGACCACAAGCCGUACGAGUGCAACGCGUGCGGCAAGGUCUUCCGGCGGAACUGUGACCUGAGGCGCCACGCCCUCACGCACACCGUCGGCGACGUGCCGGCCGACGGGCUCGGCGUCGACGACGACGGGAACCAGCUGAGCGAUGGCGAUGAGGACGAGACGGUCCUGGAGGUGGACUCGCCGGUCCACUCGCCGGCCGGCCGGAAUCGAUCUCCGUCGCCCCCGAUGGACAUGCCCGUAUCGGCCGAGCUGGACGAUGACGAGCGGCGAGAGGACGACCGUCGGGGCGGUGGACCCGGCGAGGACGACGACGACGACGAGGAGGAGGACGAUUUGAUCAGUGUGGCGGGCCACGAACCCGACUCGACGCCGGUCGUCCAGUGCCAUCACGAGCGGCCGAUGGGCUCCAAGAGUCCGUACACGAUGCGGCCUCAGUACGACCACGGCCAUGGCCGGUCGACGAUCUCGGCCCACCUCGGCCCCAUGCACGGCCAGCCCGAUCACGGACAUCCGGCGCCGGACGUGUUCGUUCCGAUGCUGCACGUCCGACGCGAUCUGCACCACAAGCUGGGCCUGAUUGGGCGCGCCUCGGCCACGAUCACCAGCGGCGGUCUGAUGGAUCACCCGUCGAUGGCCGGCGGGUUCCUGGGUCACAUUCCGCUCCGCAAGCGGGCGAUGGGUCCCGACGGUGAACCCCACCCGAUAAUGGCCGCCCGAGGACUGCAGCCACUCCAUCUACAGCAUCCGGGCCGGGGACAUCCGAAGAGCCACCAUCCGGAGCCCGGUCCACCGGAUUCACCGCUCCGAGAAGCCAUCCCGGUGAUGUCACCCGGUUCGUUGCCGUCCUCAUCGCCCAUCCUGCUGUCACCGCAUCUCCCAACGGGACUGGCGCUACCCCCGCCACCACCUCCACCACCGGCACCUUCAGCGCCGGCGCCAUCGUCCGCAACCGGCCCGGACCGGUUGCUGGCCGUCCCGAUGAAUCUGGCCAGUUUACCGACGCUCCCGAUCGUCGUCACAUCGAACGGAAGCAGCUCCACACCGCCCGCUGCCGCUCUCCUGCAUCCUCCCGCGGGUCCCUCCACCUCGAAAGUGGCCACCACCAUCAGUCCACCGUCCACCGGGAGCGGAAGCUCCCUGUCUUCGGUGGCCGUGCCCGGGCAACCGGUGCCAGCGCCAGUGGCACCCCGAAAAACCGGUUUCAGCAUAGAGGACAUCAUGCGACGCUAG
Anopheles bellator is the source of this 2277-nucleotide messenger RNA. RefSeq names its product protein bowel (gene bowl). The record is from RefSeq and is a predicted model, not a curated record. The coding region runs from base 1 to 2277 and encodes 758 amino acids. Gene Ontology annotation, biological process: regulation of transcription by RNA polymerase II; embryonic hindgut morphogenesis; embryonic pattern specification. Gene Ontology annotation, cellular component: nucleus. Gene Ontology annotation, molecular function: RNA polymerase II transcription regulatory region sequence-specific DNA binding; DNA-binding transcription factor activity, RNA polymerase II-specific. The transcript has 2 exons. Lineage: Eukaryota; Metazoa; Arthropoda; Insecta; Diptera; Culicidae.